Molecule: messenger RNA, 1966 nt
Organism: Pecten maximus
Lineage: Eukaryota; Metazoa; Mollusca; Bivalvia; Pectinida; Pectinidae
Product: glycine, alanine and asparagine-rich protein-like
Exons: 5
Coding region: 114-638 (174 amino acids)
Source: RefSeq, a predicted model, not a curated record
GCCCACCUUUUGUCCACACGUGAUUAAUGCAAAAGCUGUUGACGUAUGAAUCGAGGUGUUCCUCAAGUGUCCGAUAAACUGACCAUUCACUGGAACCACCUCAGCUGGUCAAGAUGCAGCAAUCCUUAGUGAACCUCUUCUUUUCGUUUGUGUGUGGUGUAACAGUUGUUUCUGCAUUUCAUCUCCAAAGUGAUCCGUCCCAAAUCGCCAGAGUUUGUACGGGAAGAAUCAAUCAGAUAUGUCAGUCGGCGGGCAUGAGAUGUCGGGCAAACCAGGCCUUCGAUGCCGACAUUCCUCAUGCGGUCUGUGAUAGGCUGAACGGCAGGACACGUGGUGUCAGACCGGCCGCCCUGUUAGCCAGGCAAGGGAGAAUGCGACAGCAACGUAUGGGAGGUCAGUUCGGGGGAAUGGCUGGAAAUGUCGGACGAGUACGAGGCUUUGGAAGAGGGGCGAAUGGACUUGCCUUGAAUGGCCAGACGUUUGGUGGUCGCUUAGGACGUGGAAUGGGGAACGGACUGGCUGGAGGACUCGGCGGAGGGAUGACCGGAGGGAUGACCAGAGGGAUGAACGGAGGGAAUGAACGGAGGGCUGACCGGAGGGCUAGGUAUGAGGGGUGGUAUGGGAAUGAAUGGACUUGACCAGUUUGAAUUCGGAGGACAAGAUAUUGGCACGGGACUUGGAUUUGGCAAUGGCGCGGGACAGUUUGGAGGAACCUUAAACACUGGUAUAGGACGUCGUCAACAGUUCACAAGGGGCUUAAACAAUGGAUUUGGAGGAACCGGAAGCAAUGGAGUCGGAGGAACCAUCAUCAACCGCCAAAUAAGCGCUGGUGGUGCAGGGUUGAAUAGCGGAUUCGAUGGACUGAAUGGUUUAAAUGGUGGGUUGAAUGACGGGUUGAAUGGCGCCUUAGGCACCGGUGGAUUAAACGGGGGAUUAUCCAGUGGAUUAGGAGCUGGUGGAGCCAUAGGAAGUCAGCAAAUCACAAGUUCAUUUCAAAAUUCCGGACUUGGUGGACGUCAGUUAGGAGGUUCACAGCUGGGUACUGGACUUAACUUAGGAGUGGGAGGACAGACAGAACUCGGCGGAAGUCAACAAUUUAACAGCGGAGUUGGAAGCAAUGCCAACCAAUGGAUCUAGGAAAUCAUAUCAACAUAUUCAUCAUUUCGUCAUCUUUUAACAUCUUUUCAUUUCUACCACAGACAAACGAGACUUAAAAUACGUGUCGGCGUAUAAGAAGGGAGAUAACUCUAUCAAGCUUGUAGCAUUAUACAGAAGCGUCUCAUUUUGUAAUCGAAGCAAAAGACACGAUGAACUAUAUCUUCAGAUGUCUCGGACUAAGAAAUGUACAUGCAUAAUUAAUAAUUUUAAAAAUUCCCUUUUUUUAAUUGAUUUUUCUUGAUUAAUCGCUGAUCAACUGCAAUAUACCGUCAGAGGUACAUCGUUGAAGUAUAUUUGAUGCUGAAGCUCGACACAUCAAACAUGUUUUGUAAAUAGUAUGUAUAGUGUUAAGUGUAAAUGUACAUCAAUGCCCCAUGUACAAUACCUACGAUACCUACCUCAGAUUAGUACCAUAUUGUGUAUAUAAUAAUUGUCUGUUGUAUUGACGUAUGUUCACGAAACAUUAGGAUAUUUCUAAUGACAAUUCACAAUAGACAUUGUGGUAUGCUUAUAUAUGAUUGGACGUUACGUCACAGUCUUGUUUGUGUUUUAAUGUAAUUGAUUUGUACUAUACCGAUAAAUUUACUAUGUUACUAUGUACAUAAGACGGUAACUUGUAACAUGUUGUUAUUGUAAGCCAUGCUUGUAGUUUAGUUUAUUUGAUAUGAAAUUUGUACAGUUUGAAUACGUGUUGAUUUGUUUAUUGACGACGACUGAUGUACGCGCCAAAAUAAGCGUUAAUAAUUACAGUAUUAAGUACAUUGAAAUCACCAGGAAUCUGACAUCUUAAUAAACAUUCUACAACCUC